Molecule: messenger RNA, 933 nt
Organism: Colletotrichum siamense
Lineage: Eukaryota; Fungi; Ascomycota; Sordariomycetes; Glomerellales; Glomerellaceae
Gene: SDH-2
Product: Sorbitol dehydrogenase
Exons: 2
Coding region: 1-933 (310 amino acids)
Biological process (GO): butanediol biosynthetic process
Cellular component (GO): cytoplasm
Molecular function (GO): (R,R)-butanediol dehydrogenase activity
Source: RefSeq, a predicted model, not a curated record
AUGAAGGCCUGCGGCAUCUGCGGCUCCGACGCCUUUUUCGAGGCCGUGGGCGGUGUUCCGCCCCGCCAAAACUGCACCCCUCUGGGACACGAGCCCGCAGCCGAGGUAGUCGCCGUGGGGAAAGACAUUGUCGGGCGCGAUGUUGAUGUCGGCGAUCAUGUCGUGAUAGAUACAAUGGUUUUCACGGACGGAUAUCUCGGGUCUGGCGGCGCGCAGGGCGCGCUGAGCGAGUACGUUGUCGUGCGGGACUACGAGCCUCGGAAACAGCUCCGCAAAAUUCCUGGCCAUAUUCCGUGGCAUGUUGCCGCACUCAACGAGCCCAUGGCGGUUGCGCUGCGAGCUGUCAAGAAGACGAAGCCUCAGCCUGGGUGUAAAGUUGUUAUCUUCGGUGCUGGACCGAUUGGCUUGGGUUCCAUAAUGGCUUACCGCAGGCAAGGUGCGGGUCACAUUGUGGUAGUGGACAUUGUCGAUAACCGGCUGGAGAAGGCGACGCAGCUCGGCGCAGAUGCAGUUAUCAACUCAACCACAGUCGGCGAUUUAGCAGCAAAGCUGGUCGAAUUACAUGGCAGUGGGACGUUUCCGUGGAGUCAGGGAGUUCGCACAGGUACCGACAUCUACCUCGACGCAGCCGGAGCGCCGCCCGUGCCCAAGCAGGUUGCCAGCAUGGCAAAGUACGGAGCCACAUUCUGUAUUGUUGGUGUUCACAAGCAGCCGACCGAGCUGCAUUUUGGGGAGCUUGUCAUGACCGAGAUGACCAUCGUUUUCAGUGUAGGAUAUCCCGAGGAGAUUUUUGAGGUGACGGACGACAUCAUCGAGAACUGGGAGAAGUAUGCAGAGAUUGUGAGCGACCAGGUUCCGUUUGAAAAGGCGACGGAAGCACUGGAACUGGCUAAGACUGGCAAGGCAAAUAAGGUUGUUGUAGUUUUUGACUAA